Messenger RNA from Desarmillaria tabescens, 216 nucleotides. RefSeq lists its product as uncharacterized. Lineage: Eukaryota; Fungi; Basidiomycota; Agaricomycetes; Agaricales; Physalacriaceae. The coding region runs from base 1 to 216 and encodes 71 amino acids. The record is from RefSeq and is a predicted model, not a curated record. The transcript has 3 exons.
AUGAUUCACUACAGGCCCUAUCCGCCACCAGGGGGCCUGUUUACCAUUGGAAUCGUGUUUUGCAUUUCUGUGACCAUCGAGUUCGUUGGUAACAUUCCUAGAUCACCUGUAGAGUUGAUCAAGAAGGAGCACAGAGAGGUAUCAAAAGGAAAGAAAAAACCUAUGGUGCCAGCUCACCAACACACACCGGAUAUGGAGUGUUUCUCUUCUAUGUGA